UAAACAAAUUAGUAUCGUUAAUGAAAGUCAACGCCUUUUAAGUAAUAGUAGAAUUUCAAAUUUAAAUUUGUGAAACAAAAUUAUAACCGUUAUGCUACCGGAAACGGCAACAUUUUCAAUAACCCUACUUGUGUAUGGAUCAAUACUUUUACUGCUAAUUUACUAUGUACUGACACUAGCGGACUUGGAGAGUGACUAUCUAAAUGCUCAAGAAUGCUGUUCACGUUUAAACUUUUGGGUUAUACCAAAAUUCGGAAUACAUGCUUUACUUUGUAUACUGCUAUUGCUUGGAGGGCACUGGAUAAUGCUAUUACUUAAUAUGCCAAUGGCCAUAUGGCUAGGUUAUGAACUGCAAAGACAACCCAGGGAUAGUCUGGGUGUUUACGAUCCGAUCGAUAUACAUAGUCGUGGACUUUUGAAAGUGCAUCUCAGAAAUUGCAUGGUUUAUUUGGGUUAUUACUUCGUUAUGUUUUUCGUAGCAAUGUACUGUUUAAUUAGUUCACUGAUCAAGGGAGACCCAAUUAAACGACAUGAGGAAGGAGAAUUUAUAACCGAAUUUUAAAUAAACCGUAUAUUCUAAGCUGCACUAAUCAAUAUGCUACAAUCAAAUAGUUGUAGAUUUUAUGUUAGUUUUAAUAUCGUACUAGUCAAAUUUUGUCACAAUCGCACCGUAUAAUGAUAAGUAGUAAUGUCUUCCCUUUUUAAAUUUAAGUGCAGAGUAUCAUAAUCAUUUUAAAUCAGUCAAAACUCAUGUUCAUUCGCUCUAAACGUUGUAUCGACUCAUCUAUUCAAUAAUAAGUGCACACGCACAUAAACGCAUUUGUACAUAUAGAUAUAUAAGUAUAAAAUGUCGAAUGUUAACUAAUUUCGUUGUGGAAAACGUCUAUUCAAACAUAUUUUGAAGUAAAUUUAAUUUUGAACGCCAUUCAA
Messenger RNA from Bactrocera tryoni, 930 nucleotides. It is a transcript of the gene cnir, whose product is annotated as protein cornichon homolog 4. Gene Ontology annotation, cellular component: COPII-coated ER to Golgi transport vesicle; endoplasmic reticulum membrane. The transcript has 3 exons. NCBI's taxonomy places the organism in Eukaryota, Metazoa, Arthropoda, Insecta, Diptera, Tephritidae. The coding region runs from base 92 to 562 and encodes 156 amino acids. Gene Ontology annotation, biological process: endoplasmic reticulum to Golgi vesicle-mediated transport. The record is from RefSeq and is a predicted model, not a curated record.